UUCAGUAUCUCAUAUUAUCUGCCUUUAAUUGAUUAAUGCUUAUUCUUAAUGGAUGAAGAUUCAAAUGUAACGUAUAUAAGUCUUAGUGGGUAUGUAGAAGUGGUAAAAUACAGAUAUCUCUAUUUUGUGAUUAUUUUCACAGUAUAUAUUCUGAUAAUCUUCUGUAAUUCCAUCAUUGUAUGCAUCAUUGUGAUUCACCGAAACCUCCAUGAGCCUAUGUAUGUGUUUAUUGCAGCUUUGUUAAUCAACUCUCUUCUUUUCAGCACUGUUAUCUACCCAAAGCUUUUAAUUGAUUUUCUUUCAGAAAGACAGAUCAUAUCAUACUCAGCCUGUCUCUUUCAAUAUUUUUUAUUUUACACUUUAGGUGGUUCAGAAUUCUUACUGUUGGCAGCCAUGGCCUAUGACAGGUAUGUGUCUAUAUGUAAACCUCUGCAAUAUCCGACUAUCAUGAGGAAAACCACUGUCAGUCUUUUCUUGGUUUUGGCCUGGCUCGUGCCAGCUUGUCAGGUCGCGGGGGCUGUUGCAUUUACCGCUAACAAAAAAUUCUGUAGUUUUACUUUGAAAGGAAUCUUUUGUAACAAUUCACUUAACAAACUUCACUGUGUGAGCUCAGAUGAGCUCUCUGUGUACUGCGUGAUUGUUUUGCUGAACGUUCUUUUUUUCCCUUUGCUCUUUGUAUUUUUCACAUACACAAAGAUUUUCAUAAUAACCUAUAGAAGUAGUAGAGAAGUCAGGAGAAAAGCUGCACAGACCUGUUUGCCCCACCUGCUUGUUUUAAUCAGCUUUUCAUUGUUGUGUACAUAUGAUAUUAUUAUACUUAGACUGGAAUCAGAUAUUCCAAACAGUGCACGUUUAAUAAUGACUUUACAAGUCGUUUUGUAUAAUCCUCUCUUUAAUCCAAUCAUAUAUGGACUAAAAAUGAAAGAAAUUUCUAAACACAUCAAGAGGCUUUUUGUUAACACUGACAAAUAA
Molecule: messenger RNA, 972 nt
Organism: Micropterus salmoides (largemouth bass)
Lineage: Eukaryota; Metazoa; Chordata; Actinopteri; Centrarchiformes; Centrarchidae
Product: olfactory receptor 13C2-like
Exons: 1
Coding region: 49-972 (307 amino acids)
Biological process (GO): G protein-coupled receptor signaling pathway
Cellular component (GO): membrane
Molecular function (GO): G protein-coupled receptor activity; olfactory receptor activity
Source: RefSeq, a predicted model, not a curated record